AGAGAGAGAGAGAGAGAGGAGUGAUCUGCCGCGAGGUCCGUUUCGGGAAGGAAGCGUCGAGAACUCGUCGUCCGUGUUCCCAAAAGGCUGGUGUUCCUCUUUGGGAGCCAUGAAAGGGCUUCUCCUCCGAAGGCUUUCUUCCUCUCUGACCCCGAAGAGGGGGUUCUCCGGAUCGGCGGCUGCAGUGGCCGGCGAGAAUGCUGCCGCCGCUGCUGGACUCCCCAAUAUGCCGUCUUUCGACUACACACCGCCGCCGUACGACGGGCCCUCGGCGGCGGAGAUCCUCCGGAAGCGGUCGGAGUUCCUCAGCCCUUCCAUGUUCUGCUUCUACAAGAAGCCCUUGAACAUUGUUGACGGGAAGAUGCAGUACUUGUUUGACGAGGAUGGGCGCCGCUACCUUGAUGCAUUCGGUGGUAUUGCUACCGUUUGCUGUGGACACUGCCACCCUGAAGUUAUUGAAGCCAUAAUUAAUCAGAUGAAGCGGCUGCAACAUUCUACUGUUUUAUAUCUAAACCAUGCGAUUGCGGAUUUUGCUGAGGCAUUAGCUUCAAAGUUGCCUGGGGAUCUUAAGGUUGUGUUUUUCACAAACUCUGGUACUGAAGCAAAUGAGCUGGCAUUAAUGAUUGCUCGGCUUUAUACUGGUUGCCAUGAUAUCAUAUCACUCAGGAAUGCAUACCAUGGAAAUGCUGCUGGGACAAUGGGUGCAACUGCUCAAUGUAACUGGAAAUUCAACGUUAUCCAGAGUGGAGUACACCAUGCACUGAACCCAGAUCAAUACAGAGGAGUUUUUGGUUCGGAUGGAGAAAAAUAUGCGAAGGAUGUUCAAGAAAUCAUAGACUUUGGAACUUCUGGACGAGUUGCAGGUUUCAUUUCGGAAGCGAUUCAAGGAGUAGGUGGGAUAUUGGAAUUGGCACCCGGUUACUUGCCUUCUGUAUAUAAUAGCAUAAAGAAAGCUGGAGGGCUCUGCAUAGCUGAUGAGGUCCAGGCAGGAUUUGCACGUACAGGGAGUCAUUUCUGGGGUUUCGAAGCGCAUGGUGUGGUACCGGACAUAGUAACUAUGGCCAAGGGCAUUGGAAAUGGGAUACCUAUCGGUGCUGUGGUUACAACUCCAGAGAUUGCCCAAGUCUUGACUCGCCGAAGCUACUUUAAUACCUUUGGUGGUAAUCCUGUCUGCACAGCUGGUGGUCAUGCUGUCCUCAAAGUUCUCGAGAAAGAAAAGCUUCAAGAAAAUGCAUUAGUCGUGGGAUCGUACUUGAAAGAUGGACUAAUGGCACUCAAAGAAAAGCAUGAAAUCAUUGGCGAUGUAAGGGGAAGAGGUCUGAUGCUAGGAGUUGAGUUGGUCACUGACCGUCAACAAAAGACUCCAGCCAAAACUGAAAUCUUGCAUGUUAUGGAGACAAUGAAAGACUUGGGUGUGUUAGUUGGAAAGGGUGGCUUCUAUGGCAAUGUUUUUAGAAUAACACCUCCUCUCUGCUUCUCCAAAGAAGAUUCAGAUUUCUUCGUGGAUGCGAUGGACAUUGCAUUAUCGAAGCUAUGAAACCUCUUUCCUGAUCCUGGUGAAGUCCGUAGAAGUGUGUUUUUUAGGGUACUCUAUUUACAUGGGCUGAUCAAUAAGAGUUGUAUUCUCACAGGGAGAUGAUGAUGAGACAUCACCUCGUUGUCUCUCUCUCUCUCUCUCUCUCCCUCCCUCCCUCUCUGAACCCAUGCAUGCAUGCAUGUAACCUUUGCCUCAGGGCAUUGGCUGUGCUAUCUGGAUUUAAGGUUGUAAUUGUUGAUAGCAGCAAAUGUCGUUUAUGACCAUAUCUUUAGCUUCUUAAUGAAUAUGUUAAAGGUAGCUCAUGCA
Messenger RNA from Musa acuminata AAA Group (dessert banana), 1843 nucleotides. RefSeq names its product alanine--glyoxylate aminotransferase 2 homolog 3, mitochondrial-like. NCBI's taxonomy places the organism in Eukaryota, Viridiplantae, Streptophyta, Magnoliopsida, Zingiberales, Musaceae. The record is from RefSeq and is a predicted model, not a curated record. Gene Ontology annotation, biological process: glyoxylate catabolic process. Gene Ontology annotation, molecular function: L-alanine:glyoxylate transaminase activity; pyridoxal phosphate binding. The transcript has 9 exons. Bases 110 to 1537 code for a protein of 475 amino acids. Gene Ontology annotation, cellular component: mitochondrion.